Molecule: messenger RNA, 468 nt
Organism: Leishmania mexicana MHOM/GT/2001/U1103
Lineage: Eukaryota; Euglenozoa; Kinetoplastea; Trypanosomatida; Trypanosomatidae
Product: FKBP-type peptidyl-prolyl cis-trans isomerase,putative
Exons: 1
Coding region: 1-468 (155 amino acids)
Molecular function (GO): peptidyl-prolyl cis-trans isomerase activity
Source: RefSeq, a predicted model, not a curated record
AUGAACGCAGUCGAUCAGGCAUUCAUGGCGAGCCUGGACGCAAAGCCCAGCGUGCACCAGCUGGCCAGCGGCAUGCGCUUCAAGAUCGUGAGGAAGGUGGUCGACACGGCCUCAACAAAGUCGCCGAAUGUGUCGGACCCGUGCUCGGUGCACUACCACGGCUCCCUGACGAAUGGCAAGGUGUUUGACAGCUCUAUGGAUCGCGGCCACCCCGCCACAUUUGCGCCGGCCCAGGUGAUCAAGGGAUGGACCGAGGCCCUCCAGUACAUGGUGGAGGGCGAGGAGUGGGAGGUUUACUUGCCGCCGGAUCUGGCGUACGGCGCGCGCGGUGCCGGCGGGGUCAUUCCGCCGAACGCGACGCUCGUGUUCAAGAUUCGCCUGCUGAAGGUGAUGCAGGGCGGCAAGCCGGGGGCGGACGGCCACAAGAAACUGGAGCAGGCCCUCUCCAAGACCUAUGCGGACCUUUGA